Messenger RNA from Gastrolobium bilobum, 636 nucleotides. RefSeq lists its product as uncharacterized. The transcript is spliced from 7 exons. Lineage: Eukaryota; Viridiplantae; Streptophyta; Magnoliopsida; Fabales; Fabaceae. Bases 1 to 636 code for a protein of 211 amino acids. The record is from RefSeq and is a predicted model, not a curated record.
AUGGAUAUCAGAGACGGAGAGCUAGCUCCACGCCACCAUGAUGUGGAUAUUCCUGCUCGAAUAAGAUUGCCUCCCAUGGAGGAUCCUGAAAUUGCUAAAAAGAAUACUGCCAACAGGGCAAAGCUAACAAUUCCUCACACUUUAGGCUCAAAGUCUAUUGCAAGAAGAAAAAGAGAGCUAGAAAUUGAAAAAGGUAAGCCUAUCAGUAGAGCGGAAAUGUAUGCCUAUGGGCAAAAGAAAAAAGAUGGUACAUUUGUGAAUGAAAAGGCUAGGGAGAAAAAUGUGUUUGGGAAGGAGCACCCUGGACGUGUACGGUGUAUGGGAUUUGGGGUCUGCCGUUACCAAGUUUUUAAACGUGGUUCUAGUUCUGGGGCAUCUUCCUCAGCAUCUACAGACAAUGAAAUUAGAGAGUUGAAAUCUAAGGUUCAAUCUUUAGAGGAAGCAUUGGCUUUUGUGGUACGUAGCUUUGGGGGUCAAAUGCCCCCUGGUUUUGCAUCAAAUGGAUUGCAACAGCCUCAAGAUUUAGGCUCUCCCAAUGGAUUCAGGCCAUCCUCUUCUGCUAGUCAUAUAGCUUUUGGUGAUUACUUUUUGAUGGAUAGCUUUUGUAUUUUGGUGUAUAUCACAAUGUCAGGGUGA